AUGCGCCCAGACCUACCACCGCUUUGGGGACGUAGAUUCCCCCCGAGUUCCAGAAAAGUGGUCAAGACUGGGAGUGCGGAUAGAACUGGGAGAACAGAUAGCGAAUCAGAGGCUGCGCUGAAGCCUCACCAAUCAGAAGGGUACACUACCUUCCUGUCAAUCAGAGGGCACGCGCCCUCCACCAAUAGGAGGACAGACUUUCCGCCACCAAUCAGAGGGCUCACUUCCCUCGCCUCUCGGGGGUGGGAUCUGAGCCCUGGGGUGGAGUUUGGCUGCCUGCGCGAGGCCGGGGAUGGAGGGCGGGGCUUCUGGCUGAGGGGCCGCCUGGGUCCUCCGCUAGUGGUCCCGAGUGCCAUUGGAGGCUCGCUCCGGGGCCUCAGGGGCGGGGCGGGGCGGGGCGGGGCUCUAGGGCCUGGGAGGAGCCUCCCCGAGCCAUUAGCUGGGAACCCGAGCGCCGGGGGGGGAAAGAUCUCCCUUCCUCCCGGGAUCAGGCCGAACACUUCCGAGCCCGGACCCUGGCCAGCGCCCUGCUUCUGCUUGGCUGCCCUUCCCACCGGGCCUCACCUCCCCGUCCGAGCUCUGGGGCAGCCCCCUCCCCCCAACCUGGGGAGUGAAGGGAAAGACGCCUCCCCCUCUGGCAUCCUGCUCCCUCCCCUGCUCAGCCUGAAGAGGACCAAGACCCGGCCCAAGCGGGAGCCUGAGGGAAUGGCCCCUGGACCCCGAAGACCCCCACGGCAGGAGUCAUUGACAUUCAAGGAUGUGGCUGUGGACUUCACUCAGGAGGAAUGGUGUCUCUUGGACCAUUCUCAGAAAAAGCUGUACAAGGAAGUCAUGCUGGAAAAUUCCCAGAACCUGCUCUCCUUGGGAAUUCCAGUUCUCAGAGAAGAUUUAAUCUCCCAUUUCAAGGGAAAUGAAACAUCAUGGAUCCUGGAUCAAAAAGGCCAAAGGAAGUCCUUUCUAGAUGCAGAGACCAGGUUUGGAGUGAAUGGGACUACUGCAAGGCUGAGCAUUUCUGUAGAAGAAUCUCACCCACAAAGAUUCAUGAGUGGUAAUGCCAGUGACUUCAAUUUGAGAGAAAUCUGUGACUCCAAUAUCAAGAUAAAGAAAAAUCAUAGUAGUUACUGUAAACUUGAUAAGGAUGGAAAGGAUUUCAGACAAUAUUCAGUACUAAUACAGUAUAAGAAAAGGGUCUCAGGAAACUAUACUGAAGCUAAGGAAUGCUUUACUGAAAAGAUUGGGCUUAUUCAGUCUUCAGAGAAGCCUCUUGAAAUGCAAAUACAUCAACAGAAAAUGGCAUCAAACUUGAGUUCCGACCUCAUUAAACAUCAGAAAAGUUAUAUAGGAGAAAUGGUUUAUAUAGAGAAAGAAAGUGGGAAGUCCUUCAGCCAGAACUCAAAGCUCCUUGACCCUCAUAAAAUUCACACUGCAAGGAAAAUUUAUGGAUGUAAUCAGUGUGAAAAGAUUUUCACAAAUAGGUCCAGUCUUGCUAUACAUCAGAAAAUCCACACUAGAAAGAAACCUUAUGGAUGUAAUCAAUGUGGAAAGGCUUUCACACAGAACUCCCGACUUUUGAAACAUCAGCGAAUCCACAAUGGAGAGAAACCUUAUGAAUGUAAUCAAUGUGGAAAGUCUUUCACACAGAACUACAGUCUUGCUCGACAUCAGAGAAUCCACACUGGAGAGAAACCAUAUGAAUGUAAUCAGUGUGGAAAGACUUUCAGAACAAGAUCCAGUCUUCAUGUGCAUCAACGAAUUCACACUGGAGAGAAACCUUAUGAAUGUAAUCAAUGUGGAAAGACUUUCAGAACACGAUCCAGUCUUGAUCUUCAUCAUAGAAUCCACACUGGAGAGAAACUUUAUGAUUGUAAUCAAUGUGGAAAGACUUUCAAGAGAAAAUCAAGCCUUCUUGAACAUCAGAGAAUUCACACUGGAAAGAAACCUUAUGGUUGUAAACAAUGUGGAAAGAGUUUCCGAACAAAAUCCAUUCUUGUUGAACAUCAGAGAAUUCACAGUGGAGAGAAGCCUUAUGAAUGUAAACAAUGUCAAAGGGCUUUCAUAUCCAGUUCUUGUCUUGCUAAACAUCAGAAGAGCCACACUGCUGAGAAACCUUAUGAAUACAAUCAAUGUGGAAAGGCUUUGAAAUGCAACUCUGAACUUGCUAAAAAUCAGAAAAUCCUUCACAUAGAGAAAUCUCACAAGUGUCCUGAAUGUGGUAAAGUUUUUCGUGAACAUGCUUCCCUUAUUGCACAUCAGAGAAUCCACACUGGAGAGAAAACUUGUAAAUGUAAUCAAUGUGGAAAGACUUUCACACAGAACUCCAAACUAGCUGUACAUCUGAGAAUCCACACUGGAGAGAAACCUUAUGAAUGUAAUCAGUGUGGAAAGGCUUUCCCAUACAGGGCCAAUCUUACUAACCAUUUGAGAAUCCACACUGGAGAGAAACCUUAUGAAUGUAAUCAAUGUGGAAAGGCUUUCGUAGAGAACUCUAAACUUGUUGCACAUCAGAGAAUCCACACUGGAGAGAAACCUUAUGAAUGUAAUCAAUGUGGAAAGGCCUUCCGAAUAAGAUCCAAUCUUGUUGAACAUCAAAGAAUUCACACUGGAGAGAAACCUUAUGAGUGUAAUGAAUGUGGAAAGGCUUUCAGAUCCAGCUCCUGUCUUUGUAAACAUCAAAAAAUACACACUGAAGAGAAACCUUAUGAAUAUGAUCAUGUUGGUAAAGCCUUCAAGUAACAGUCAUCCCUUAUUUCCCAUGAGAGAAUAACUAUUAAAUAUGAAUUUUGCAACUGUAAUGAAUGAGGAAAGACAUUCAAUUGAGUACAGAGUUUGUUGAAUAUCAGAAAAUUUUUUAUGGUUAGAUGCCCCAUAUGGACACAAUGGGGGAAGACCUUCAAUCAGAGAUCAUCUUUUUACAUCAAAGAAUUCAUAAUAGGGAGAAGCCUUAUGAAUUUGCUUGAUAGAGUCAUGACUUUGGAACAAAGAGAUCACUAGACAUGAGGAUAUUCAAACUGGAAAGAAGACUUAUAAAAGCAAUGCCUUUUGUCAAUAUCAAGGCCUUAGAACUCAUACUUGAAUAUAUAUUGGAGAAAUCAUGCUGGAGAUAAAACUUAAUGGAUCUAAGUAAUGAGGUAAGGCCUCUAGCAGCAUAGACUUUGUUAGACAUCUAAAAUUUCAUACUGUUCAUAAAACCCUAUAAAUAUAAUUAAUUUUUAAAAUCCUAAUGUUAUUACUUCUCAAUGAUAUUCUAUAGCUUUCAUGUACCAUCAUUUCUUCAGCCAUUCCCUAAUCAAUUUAGUACUCAUUUUGUUUCAUGUUCUUUGGUGACACUAAAUGUCCUGGUAUAAAUAGUUUGAGUAUCUGUUGGACAUUUAUUUCUGUAGUGAUUUCUUUAAAUAACUAGGUAGCAUAGUGGAUAGUAUUCUGUGCCUGAAGCCACAAGACCUGAGUUCAGAUUUGCUCUGUAACACUUACUAGCUGUGCGACUCUGGGCAAGUCACUUAACUUAUUCCUGCCUGAUUUUCCCCAUCUGUAGAAUGAGGAUAAUAAUAGCAACUACCUCUAUCAGUGUUAUAGUAGAUUUAGUGGGCUGAAAUAUGUGAACAGUUUUGUCACUUCUUUUCAUUCAAAUUGAUAUUCAGAACAGUGUAGAGAAAGGUACUAAUUGUAACAGGACUUUGAAUCUAGGUUUUGAAUCAGGAAGACAGGUUCAAAUUCUGUCUAGUUCUGUAUUUUGAGGAAAAGAGUAACUACUUAAAAAUAAGCUUGAGAAAUCAAAUAGAUCAGGCACAUAACAUACCCCCAAAAGUUAGCAUAAUAUGCAUGGGUUUGAUAAAUCUAAAGGUCUCUAACUAUUAGGCCAGGAUUUAUUAGUCACUACAAAAUGCUGAAAAAACUGGAAAGCAAUGUGGUAGAAAUUACGUAUAGGCCAACAUCUCAUGCUGUAUACCAAGAUAAGCUCCAAAGGAUACAUUACUUAGUUUUUAAAAGGCUCCUCAAAUAUUUUGGAAGAACCAUGAAGAGGAUAUGCUUUUCAGUUUUUGAUAGUGGGUGGGUUCAUCACAAAACAAGGGAAAGAGAGGAUUACAGAAAAUGUAAUAGGCCAUUUUCAUCACAUUAAAAAAUAACCCCAUGCAUCUAAAAUGUAAAUAUGGCAAUUAACUGGGGAGCAUCUUUGCAGAAAAGUUCCCUGAUAAAGACUUCACAACUGUGAGGGCCAAAAUUUGAUAUACGGAGCAUUAUUUGGGUGACACCUUAAUAUUGG
Messenger RNA from Dromiciops gliroides (monito del monte), 4261 nucleotides. RefSeq names its product zinc finger protein 665-like. Gene Ontology annotation, biological process: negative regulation of transcription by RNA polymerase II. NCBI's taxonomy places the organism in Eukaryota, Metazoa, Chordata, Mammalia, Microbiotheria, Microbiotheriidae. The coding region runs from base 1 to 2733 and encodes 910 amino acids. Gene Ontology annotation, molecular function: DNA-binding transcription repressor activity, RNA polymerase II-specific. The record is from RefSeq and is a predicted model, not a curated record. The transcript is spliced from 6 exons.